Messenger RNA from Neurospora tetraspora, 282 nucleotides. RefSeq lists its product as uncharacterized. The transcript has 4 exons. The record is from RefSeq and is a predicted model, not a curated record. Lineage: Eukaryota; Fungi; Ascomycota; Sordariomycetes; Sordariales; Sordariaceae. Bases 1 to 282 code for a protein of 93 amino acids.
AUGUUCGCCUCCCGUGUCGCCCGCCAGGCUUUCCGCCAGACCCCCCGCAUGAUGCGCCCCAUUCCCAAGGAGGAGCAGGCCGCCCACACCGUCUCCCAGCGCCUCCGCAUGCGCGUGAAGAGCAUCCCCGCUGAGUUGUGGCCUCUCGGUGCUGUCGUCGGUUUCGCCGUCAGCGCUGCCAUUUACUCUAUCACCCGCCACCUUGUCGUUGACAAGACCAUCCGUCUCAAGCGCCAGAACCGCGCUGCCGAUUCCCACGCUGCUCACGCUGAGGAGCACUAA